AUGAUCAAGAACUCGUCCGCUAGAGAAAACACCUUAGACCUGGACAACGACGAGAGUCUGUGUCCCGUGUGCAACAUCGAUCUGUCUGACGAGACAGAUGCUGGCCGCGAACAGCACAUCAACAACUGCUUGCACUUUUUGGAGUUCACCGGCUCGCCAGACUCCAGGCGACAAACAAACAGAAUGCUGGUGUACACGUUGGACGCCAACGUUCGAGUCAACGAGGAUAAUGAGUGUGUUAUUUGCUUUGAGGAGUUCCACGCGGGGGAUAAGGUUGGCAGACUAGAGUGUCUUUGCUGUUUUCACUACAAAUGCAUCAAGGACUGGAUUAACCGUAAAGGUGCGUGUGAGUGUCCUGUGCAUGCCGUGGCUGUGGCCGUGUAG
Molecule: messenger RNA, 384 nt
Organism: Ogataea angusta
Lineage: Eukaryota; Fungi; Ascomycota; Pichiomycetes; Pichiales; Pichiaceae
Exons: 1
Coding region: 1-384 (127 amino acids)
Source: RefSeq, a predicted model, not a curated record